Ctenopharyngodon idella (grass carp) is the source of this 1266-nucleotide messenger RNA. RefSeq names its product phorbol-12-myristate-13-acetate-induced protein 1 (gene pmaip1). The record is from RefSeq and is a predicted model, not a curated record. The coding region runs from base 150 to 287 and encodes 45 amino acids. The transcript has 2 exons. NCBI's taxonomy places the organism in Eukaryota, Metazoa, Chordata, Actinopteri, Cypriniformes, Xenocyprididae. Gene Ontology annotation, biological process: release of cytochrome c from mitochondria; apoptotic process; DNA damage response.
ACGCGUCACUAUUUAAGCUCAGCUUCUAACAAUAAUUCAGAGAAGUGCGAUCACAGCAGUCAGACGCCUUUAAACUCACGCGUUUAUUCAUUUAUUCAACACAGUGCUGAAUCCCCGACAGGACGCGUAAAGUGUCUAUACUAUCUGAAAUGGCGAAGAAAGAGAAAACCGCUGUUGUCGAGUGCGCGCAACAGUUGCGCACAAUUGGAGAUCUCUUUGACUGGAAAUACAAGUUACUGGAAAUCAUAAUCGCGCUCCAGAAAGCGCAGACGGACGGAAAAAGAUGAAAAAGAAGGAAUCUGAACCAACGUACACCUGACAUCUGAAGAGGAUUCGUAAGACGAGGUGCGUCGACAUCGUCUUCCAAAAACAACCAAAAAAGUUGAACAGGAAUGGCCUUCCGAGACGAAGACAUGGAUAGGAUGGCCCUUGAGGACAUAGAAACACCGUGGACCAUUUCUGUGCUAUUCGAUGCUACUAUUCUAUUCAUAUUUGUCUCUUGACUGUUUAUCUGAGGGUUUUUGAACGGCUCGUCAGGAAGGAGAGUCUACAUUCAUCGGGACGAAUGGCAGAGCUCGCUCGUUUACAACUGGACUUCUUUUUCUAAUCAUUCUGAAUUUAGUAAACAAUAUGAUCUGUAAAAAUAGAGAUGGUGCGAAAUGGAUGUCCUGAUGUAUACAUAUGCUUUUAGGCCUAGUCUAACGAAGGAAUGUCUGCCUGCAGUAGCCUAACUGUGGAGCCUAUUUCACACUUGGGAACUGACUUCAUUUAUCCAUGAAAAAUUACCUCGAGACCAGAUGGCUUAAAUAAUAAGAAAAAUAAUAAUAAUAAUAAAGUGUAAUAAUAGCUCAGAAAAAGUGUUUCUAAGAAAGAGUUGAGUUGUUGCAGAUGCCACUUGCUUGUUUUUUUUUUUUUUUAAGUGUCCAAAUACUUUUUAGCAAUUGUACUUAGAUUUUAUUAAGUUCAGGAGUUGACUAUUUUAAAGAAAUGCGAAGCUUUUUAAAGCAUUUGUAAACUUAAUUGUUACAUUUAAAUACAAAGGUACUUUUUUGGGUUGUACUAAAGUUUUUUUUUUAUGAUAUAGCCUAUUUGUAAUAUGUACAUCUAUAAUAACUGAUAGGUAACAUGAUACUUAUCAAUGACCACAAUGAAAAUCUACCUACUGUAUAAGCAAAUGAAAUGUUUACUUUCUUACUAAUGUUUUCUGAAACUAAAUAAACUGCUUUUAUGCUUUUCUGAAACAAAAUAAACUGCUUUUAUGUGUGA